This is a messenger RNA of Cucurbita pepo subsp. pepo (vegetable marrow), 2516 nucleotides long. Its product is annotated as mitogen-activated protein kinase kinase kinase 3. Gene Ontology annotation, molecular function: ATP binding; MAP kinase kinase kinase activity. Gene Ontology annotation, cellular component: cytoplasm. Lineage: Eukaryota; Viridiplantae; Streptophyta; Magnoliopsida; Cucurbitales; Cucurbitaceae. The record is from RefSeq and is a predicted model, not a curated record. Gene Ontology annotation, biological process: protein phosphorylation; MAPK cascade.
CUCUCUCUCUCUCUCUCUCCUUCUUUCUCUCUCUAAACAUGCUUCACCUUCUCUCCUCCAUUUCCCAUGAAUUUGCCACGUCAUUUCCCCCACUUUAUCCAACCACCGCCUGCCGGCCCCCCUCUCCAUUUCACUCCAAUUCUCUCUCUCUCUCCUCAGCUUCAAUUUCCUCACCUUCCUUAUUCCAUUUUUCUUCCUCUCUUUGUUCAUGUCAUUCACUCCCUUCCUCGAACCCCACUUCGAUUUGAUUCAAUUCAAUUCGAUUUGUUUCACAGCCCCUUUUGAUCCAUAUUUUCUUCUCUCUCUCUGAUUUCAUCUGGGGUUUGCUUAUUUCUCUUCCUUCUACCAUGCCUGCUUGGUGGGCAAGAAAAUUCAGUAAAAACAAAGAGCAUCACAAUCCCCCCACUAAUUUUCUCAACUUCUCUAAAUCUUCUACUUCUUCCCCUAAAUCUGAGCCUAAGAAGGGGGCAGACACCCCCAGGAGCUUCGAUGACCUCUCUUCUCUGAUUUUCUCUCGUAAUUCCCCCAGGCCUUCCAGGGAUCUGGCCUCUUCUGGGGUUGCUGAUGGCGGCGGCGGCUCUUCUGGGUUCUCUGGUUUUGACUCCGAUAGUGGGGAUAAGAGUCACCCUCUUCCGAGACCUGCUACUCCCCCCGCUUUUGGGAUUGAUCAUGGAGUCGGGAUUGGAUCUGGGUCUGUUUCGGUUUCCAGUGUUAGCUCUUCUGGGUCUUCGGAUGAUCAUCCAUCGAAUCAAGAACAGCUUCAGUUUGGAGCUUACAGAGGAUUUGCUGAUACCAGAAUAGAGGCAAGGCCAAGAAGUCCCGGUCCAGGAUCGAGAGGACCCACGAGUCCCACAUCGCCUCUAAACUCACGGUUCUGUGGCAUGAGUCUUGAGUCUCCGACCGGCAAGCUAGAUGAUGGGAAGAGUCGAUGUCAUAAGCUGCCGCUUCCUCCAAGCUCUCCCACCAGCCCUUCUUCGUUGACCAGCACGAAAGCUGUCAAUAUCGGUGAUAACGACCCGGCUACCCAAUCGAAGUGGAAGAGAGGAAGGCUUCUAGGAAGGGGAACAUUUGGGCAUGUUUACCUUGGAUUUAACAGUGUAAGUGGCCAAAUGUGUGCAAUUAAGGAGGUCAAGGUUAUUAGCGAUGACUCGACAUCGAAGGAAUGUCUCAAGCAAUUGAAUCAGGAGAUAACCGUGCUCAGUCAGCUGUCGCAUCCGAACAUCGUCCGGUACUAUGGUAGUGAAAUGGGUGACGAAUCGCUCUCCGUCUAUUUAGAAUACAUCUCCGGUGGCUCAAUCCACAAAUUACUACAAGAAUAUGGCGCCUUCAAAGAACCUGUUAUAAGAAAUUAUACCCGAAAGAUUCUUUCUGGGCUUGCGUAUCUGCACGGGAGAAAUACAGUGCAUAGGGACAUCAAAGGGGCUAAUAUCUUAGUGGAUCCAAAUGGUGAGGUCAAGUUGGUCGACUUCGGCAUGGCAAAACAUAUGACGAAUUGUACUUCGAUGCUUUCGUUCAAAGGCAGUCCUUAUUGGAUGGCCCCUGAGGUUGUGAUGCAUACAAAUGGUUAUAGUCUUGCUGUAGAUAUUUGGAGUUUAGGGUGUACGGUUCUCGAAAUGGCAACGUCUAAGCCACCUUGGAGCAAAUACGAAGGGGUGGCUGCCAUAUUCAAAAUUGGAAAUAGCAAAGAUAUGCCUGAAAUCCCAGACCAUCUCUCCUAUGAUGCUAAAAACUUUGUGCAGCUAUGUUUACAACGCGAUCCAUCGGCACGUCCUUCCGCUGCAGAACUGCUGGAUCACCCUUUUGUUCAAGAUGCAGUAACACCAAGAGCAUCUGAUGUCAACUUUUCCGUGGAUGCAUUUCCCUUUAGCUUCGACGGAUUCCAGACUCCGCCAUUGUUAGAUCAGCAUCCAAACAGAAAAAGUAUAAGCAUAUGUGAUGGAGACUACGUGACAAACCCGACAACCUCGUCGAGAGCUUUGAGGAGUCCUAGGGGAAAUGCACGAAUGAUCACGUCCUUGCCUGUCUCUCCGUCUUCGAGUCCGUUACGGUCGUAUGGCCCGCUACACCAGAGCUGUUAUCGUUCACCACCUCACACAUCUUACAUGGGGUUGGGUCAAAGCUGUUACAAUUUAAACGAAUACGCAUAUAACACGAGACCAAACACAUUGUUCACUCUCGACCCAUCACGAGAUUCAUCGCUAUUGAAAGUGCAGACUCAUGGUGGAUCACCAAGAAGACCUCUUUGACUAUAAACGUUUAAAGAAAAAGAAGAAGAAAAAGACAUCUUCCUCUUAUCCUCAGGUGUAAAUUUAUCCAUUGUGUAUCAGAGAGAUUUGAGUUAUUGAUGAAUGGACGAUGGUGGGAAUGGGAUAAAGCUUUCUUAAGCAAUGGGGAUAUGAUGUAUUUUCUUGGAGAAAUCUUGUGAGUUAUAACAAUAUUUUUUUGGUUCUUGUAAAGGAAAGGUGGUCUGUACAUGUAAUAAUAAGUUUUUGUUUAUUACUACACCGUGACACCGA